UUGUCGGUGAGUUGGGUCGUGUUGUGUGCUCCGCUCGCGGAUGCAGAUUUGCGUCUUUUACCAGUCUCCAUUUAGGUUCCUCAAACUGUUUACAAACUAGAAAGAAGUUAUAUACAUAUCCCUCUGUAUGCUUUCUUAUGAGCGAGUGAUUAUGGGGAUUAAAUUAUAUCUUGUUAAAUGGCAAAGUUUAGUUAAGGAAUCCCACAAGUGACAGAAUUGGUGAAAAUAAAACACUUUUUUUUUGUAUUUCAAAGACUAGUUAUAAAAGAUAAAAACUUUGAGGCUUGGAAGAGGUACAUGAAACUAUUAUCUGUCAAAGCUUAUCUAGCUCUUCCAUGUGAAGAGACGUGGGUGUAAUGUGGCCGAGACGAAGUGAAUUCUGACAAGAUAAUUUGACAGAUCGCUGCAGGUUAGCUGGGAGGUGAGGAGGUCACUAGCUAUGGCUGCUAAUCUGGUGGUCACCUUGGUCGUCUUUCCUCUGCUACACGGCGUUGCUGCAG
Molecule: messenger RNA, 500 nt
Organism: Cherax quadricarinatus
Lineage: Eukaryota; Metazoa; Arthropoda; Malacostraca; Decapoda; Parastacidae
Source: RefSeq, a predicted model, not a curated record